GUGACAAGAUUGGAGUUGGUGGUUAACGCUUUGUGUUGGGUGUUUUAUUGUCUGCUCUUCGGUUUUAUUUGCUCAAUUUGUCGAAAGGGAUGUCGCAGAAAAAUAUUUUUUACUCAGAUAAAUACUAUGAUAAUGAAUACGAAUAUAGGCAUGUUGUGUUACCUAAAGAAUUGGUAAAACUAGUCCCAAAAACUCAUCUGAUGUCAGAAGCGGAGUGGAGGAGUAUCGGAGUUCAGCAGAGUCAAGGUUGGGUUCAUUAUAUGACCCAUCAACCAGAGCCACAUAUCUUGUUGUUCAAAAGGAAGAUUACAACUCCACCGCCUAAAGAUGCCUGCUGAUACAAGAUAUGAAGUUCAAUGUAAAUAUGUUAAUAGGAAACCAAGUAAGGAUGUUGGAUAAAUUAAUUUAAAAUGGUUACAGUCAAUUUGGCUUAUACUGAUUUUGUGUAUUUUGUCAAAUUUGGCAGAUCUUAUUAAGAGCAGAAUGAGUUGAGGCAUCUCAGACUCACAGAAGGCUGACGUUAGUAAAAAUAUGUGUAUAUGUGUUACUUAUUUUUAUAAUGUAGUUAAUGUUUGUCAUACAUAGACAUAGUAUUCAGGUCAGAACUUUUUAAAAUGUUGGUGUAACGUAGUGUGAUGUUCUUUGAAUCUGUAAGGAGUCAUGCCAAUGAUAUUUCUGUGAUGUACUGAAGUAAUCAAGAGAUUAUGAAGAACACUGUCUUCUGAAAUAUGGUACUGUAGGUAGUUUCCGGGGAACCUGUCACCUCUGUCUUCAGAGUAUAAGACCCUGAAUAUGGGGGCAGCAGAUUCCUCUGAAACACAGACAACUCUCUGCCAGGCUAAUGCCAUCACAUAGUCACAACCAGUGCCACAAGAACCACAAAUCCCACAUAUUA
This is a messenger RNA of Cryptotermes secundus, 895 nucleotides long. It is a transcript of the gene Cks30A, whose product is annotated as cyclin-dependent kinases regulatory subunit. Gene Ontology annotation, molecular function: cyclin-dependent protein serine/threonine kinase activator activity; histone binding; ubiquitin binding. The record is from RefSeq and is a predicted model, not a curated record. Gene Ontology annotation, biological process: regulation of mitotic cell cycle. Bases 90 to 338 code for a protein of 82 amino acids. NCBI's taxonomy places the organism in Eukaryota, Metazoa, Arthropoda, Insecta, Blattodea, Kalotermitidae. Gene Ontology annotation, cellular component: cyclin-dependent protein kinase holoenzyme complex; SCF ubiquitin ligase complex. The transcript has 3 exons.